GGGUCAGAGUGAUAGAUCAAAAGGAAAGAAAGCAAGAGUUCGCGCCAUAAAAAAGGAAACCAUAUCACAUUCACCCACGAUUUUCUGACUCCUAUGAUCAGGUCUCCCUUCCUCUUCAGGAGUUUAUACGCAAUUGGUGAUUGAUCCCUUUUGGCACCCCAGUUACCACCGCCGUCUGCUUUCAGAACCCUAAUCUUCCUCUCCACAGUUUCCUCUCUCUGUAACUGGUAGCCGUAUUUACAGAAGUUUUUCUUUUUCGCCAACAAGUUGCUGUCUGACAGCAAUGGAAGCAACACCCGAGCAACUAGAGCGCAAGAAAAAGAAGGAAGAGAAGGCCCGAGAAAAAGAACUGAAAAAACUUAAAGCUGCACAAAAAGAAGCUAAAUUUAAGGUACAACUCCAAUCUAAGAAAAAAUCAAGGCGAGAAGAGGAGGAGAAGGUGGUGGAGGAGGAAGAGGAUUAUAGAGACCCCCUCACUCCUUCUGGACAAAAGAAAAGACUUUCUGCUAUUAUGCCAAAAAACUACAAUCCCUCCAAUGUAGAGAAAUGUUGGUACGAGUGGUGGGAGGCUUCAGGGUUUUUUGUGGCCGAUGCCAACAGUUCUAAACCCCCUUUUGUUAUAUUGUUCCCCCCACCAAAUGUGACUGGGAACCUACAUUUAGGGCAUGCGCUCACAGCUGCUAUUCAGGAUACAAUGAUCCGCUGGAAGAGAAUGUCUGGAUUUAAUGCCUUAUGGGUGCCUGGUCUUGACCAUGCUGGGAUUGCUACACAGGUCGUAGUAGAAAAGAAGUUGAUGCGUGAGCGCCGCUCGACAAGGCAUGAUCUAGGUCGUGAAAAGUUUGUAUCUGAAGUUUGGAAGUGGAAGCACGAGCAUGGGGGUAACAUAUUACAACAGCUUCGCAGGUUGGGUGCAUCCCUCGACUGGUCCCGCGAGUGUUUUACAAUGGAUGAAAAAAGAUCAAAGGCUGUGAUAGAGGAAUUUGUUCGGCUAUUUAAGGAAGGUCUUAUAUAUAGGGAUCUCCGGCUAGUACAUUGGGACUGCACCUUACGAACAGCUAUAUCUGAUGAUGAAGUCGAUAAAAUUGACAUCAAAGAGAGGAAAUUUCUAAAUAUUCCUGGUUAUGACAAACAAGUGGAGUUUGGUGUUUUAACCUCAUUUGCCUACCCUAUUGAGGGAGGGCUAGGCGAAAUUGUUGUUUCCACCACUAGGGUGGAAACAAUGCUUGGUGAUACAGCUAUUGCUGUACAUCCAGGUGACGAGAGGUACAGCCAUCUGCACGGGAAAUUUGCUAAUCAUCCAUUCAAUGGAAGAAAACUUCCAAUAAUUUGUGAUGCCAUUCUUGUUGAUCCCAGUUUCGGGACAGGUGCUGUCAAGAUCACUCCUGCCCAUGAUCAAGAUGAUUUUAAGGCUGGGAAGCGUCACAGUCUUGAAUUUAUUGUUAUGUUUACUGACGAUGGAAAGAUAAAUGAUAAUGGCGGUGCAGAGUUCUCAGGGAUGCCACGUUUUGAGGCACGCGAGGCAGUGAAGGAAGCUCUGAAGAAAAAGGGAUUGUAUAGAGGUGCUGAAAACAAUGAGAUGCAUCUUGGCCUUUGUUCAAGAAGCAAUGAUGUUGUGGAGCCAAUGCUAAAGCCCCAGUGGUUUGUUAAUUGUGAUAGUUUGGCAAAGCAAGCUCUUCAAGCAGCUACAGAUGGAGAAAAUCCAAAGCUUGAAUUCAUUCCGAAGCAAUUUUUGGCUGAAUGGAAAAGAUGGCUGGGAAACAUACAAGACUGGUGCAUAUCAAGGCAGCUUUGGUGGGGUCACCGCAUUCCUGCAUGGUAUGUUACACUUGAAGAUGAUGCAGAGAAGGAUUUUGGAGUCUACAAUGACCACUGGGUAGUGGGUAGGAAUGAGGAGGAGGCUUUAGCUGAGGCUAGCCAGAAAUUUUCUGGCAAGAAAUUUGAUAUUAGCCAGGAUCCAGACGUGUUGGAUACCUGGUUUUCUUCUGGUUUAUUUCCAUUAUCUGUGUUGGGAUGGCCAGAUGAUACUGAUGAUUUAAGAACAUUCUAUCCAACUUCAGUUCUUGAAACUGGGCAUGACAUUCUAUUUUUCUGGGUUGCUCGGAUGGUGAUGCUAGGAAUUCAACUGGGAGGCGAUGUACCUUUCAGGAAGGUUUUCCUGCACCCUAUGGUUCGUGAUGCACAUGGCCGUAAGAUGUCGAAAUCUUUGGGAAAUGUUAUUGACCCACUUGAAGUAAUAGAUGGGAUAAGCCUUGAAGGUCUUCACAAGAGGCUUGAGGAAGGUAACUUGGAUCAGAAAGAGCUGGUUGUAGCAAAAGCUGGACAGAAGCAAGACUUUCCUAAUGGUAUAGCUGAAUGCGGUACAGAUGCUCUUCGAUUUGCUCUUGUCUCUUAUACAGCUCAGUCUGACAAAAUAAAUUUGGACAUCCAACGAGUUGUUGGAUAUCGCCAGUGGUGUAACAAACUAUGGAAUGCUGUUCGGUUUGCAAUGAGCAAAUUUGACAUUGAUUAUACUGCUCCAAUAAAUUUCAAUCUAGAAACCAUGCCUUUUAGCUGCAAAUGGAUACUCUCUGUACUCAACAAAGCUAUUUCCAAAGCUGUGUCAGCUUUGGAUUCAUACGAGCUCUCAUAUGCUGCCAGUACAGUGUAUUCAUGGUGGCAAUAUCAGUUCUGUGACGUUUUCAUUGAAGCAAUUAAACCCUACUUUGCUGGGGAUGAUCCAGCAUUUGCCUUUGAGAGGAGUUCUGCACAAGAAACUCUUUGGAUAUGUUUGGAUAGUGGACUGAGAUUGCUUCAUCCAUUUAUGCCAUUUGUUACUGAAGAAUUGUGGCAGCGCCUUCCUCCUGUCAGGGGCCAUACAAGGAAAGAGUCGAUUGUGACAUCUGAGUACCCAUCAGCUGCAGAUGCCUGGACAAAUGAAGAGGUGGAAUAUGAAAUGGACCUUAUUGAAUCUACUGUUAAAUGUCUAAGGUCGUUGAGGGCUGAGGUGUUUGAGGACCGAAAAAAUGAAAGGCUACCAGCUUUUGCAUUUUGCAAAAUGAGAGCUGUUGCAGACAUCCUCACAAGCCACAACUUCGAGAUCUUAACCCUUGCAAAAAAUUUGUCAUCUAUUCAGGUUCUGUUGAGCGGGGAAGAUGCCCCCCCAGCUGGAUGUGCGUUUGAGAAUGUUAACGAGAAUCUUGCAGUCUAUCUCAAGGCUGGAGAAAAAGUUAAUGCAGAAGUAGAGCUCGUGAAGAUGAGAAACAAAAUGGAUGAGAUACAAAAACAACAGGAGAAAUUGGAGAAGAAGAUUAAUGCAGCAGGCUAUAAGGAAAAAGUACCUCUUGAGAUUCAGGACAAGGAUACUGAAAAACUGAGUAAACUUGUUCAAGAAAUGGAACUCUUCGAGAAAGAGAGCGAGCGGUUGGAAGCUGUGAAGAGCUUGUAAUUUGCUAUACUCGGUCUCGACCAGUCUCGCAUGGAAUAUUUAGCCAUUAGCGGAAUUGUUUUCAUCCAAAAUGAUUUUUUUAGAAUUUUCAUUAGUGACAAUGAUAGGCAACUAUAACGAUCAAUUUUUAUACAGAGCGACGUUUUCCAAGUAAUUAAAAAAUAUCUUCAUAUA
Populus trichocarpa (black cottonwood) is the source of this 3598-nucleotide messenger RNA. Its product is annotated as valine--tRNA ligase, mitochondrial 1. Gene Ontology annotation, cellular component: cytosol. Gene Ontology annotation, biological process: valyl-tRNA aminoacylation. NCBI's taxonomy places the organism in Eukaryota, Viridiplantae, Streptophyta, Magnoliopsida, Malpighiales, Salicaceae. The record is from RefSeq and is a predicted model, not a curated record. The transcript is spliced from 21 exons. Bases 284 to 3424 code for a protein of 1046 amino acids. Gene Ontology annotation, molecular function: ATP binding; aminoacyl-tRNA deacylase activity; valine-tRNA ligase activity.